This is a messenger RNA of Pygocentrus nattereri (red-bellied piranha), 3207 nucleotides long. It is a transcript of the gene erfl3, whose product is annotated as Ets2 repressor factor like 3. The coding region runs from base 573 to 2552 and encodes 659 amino acids. Gene Ontology annotation, biological process: cell differentiation; regulation of transcription by RNA polymerase II. Gene Ontology annotation, cellular component: nucleus. The record is from RefSeq and is a predicted model, not a curated record. NCBI's taxonomy places the organism in Eukaryota, Metazoa, Chordata, Actinopteri, Characiformes, Serrasalmidae. The transcript is spliced from 5 exons. Gene Ontology annotation, molecular function: sequence-specific DNA binding; DNA-binding transcription factor activity, RNA polymerase II-specific.
GAGAGAGAGAGAGAGAGAGAGUGUGUAACGCCAGUUGCGGACUGUGGAGGGGUGGAGGAAGAAGAGAAGGAGAGAAAAGCGAAGAAAAGAAAAGUCGGUAGGGGAGCUUUCUGAGACGAGAGAGAUGCGAAAAUGUUAGAACAAACGACAACAAGAAGAACAAGAAGUCGCGACACUGAGCGAGAGGCUCGGCUUCCUCGGCCGGGACGGCGCUGAUCUGAUCGGGACUCGGGGCUGAGCAGCAGCCGUGCGGGGAGCCUCCGGAUCAACUUCCACUCUCCAAAACUCUGCUGUUGGGGAGGGGGCGUGUGUGAGUGUGUGUGAGAGAGAGGGAGAGGAAACGAGGGAGGAGGAGGAGUAGGAGGAGGAGGAGGGGGACGACGGCGACGACCCACCCGGCGCCCGUAGGUUAACGUUACCGGAGGCUGGAAGUUGUCAGCGAGACGUUUUAAGUGAAAGUUUCGGCGUGUUGUUGUUUCGUCUUCAACGCUGCUGCUGCUGCUCUGGGACGCCUCUCUCUCUCUCUGCUCUACACCCCAGCCUGCUAACUAACUGUUACACAACUUUUAAAGAUGAAAACCCCCGGGGACUCGGGGUUUGCCUUUCCGGAAUGGGCGUACAAGCCCGAGUCGAGCCCCGGCUCCAGGCAGAUCCAGCUGUGGCACUUCAUCCUGGAGCUCCUGAGGAAGGAGGAGUACCACGACGUCAUCGCCUGGCAGGGCGACUACGGCGAGUUUGUGAUCAAAGACCCUGAUGAGGUGGCCAGACUGUGGGGGGCGCGCAAGUGCAAGCCUCAGAUGAACUACGACAAACUCAGCCGAGCUCUCAGGUAUUACUACAACAAGAGGAUCCUGCACAAAACUAAAGGAAAACGCUUCACCUACAAGUUCAACUUCAACAAGCUGGUCCUCGUCAACUACCCCUUCAUAGACAUGGGGUCCGCAGGUGUUGGUGUUCCUCAGAGCGCUCCCCCAGUGCCUACAGGUGCUGGAACUCAUUUCCGUUUCCCCCCCUCGACCCCAUCGGAGGUACUCUCCCCCAGCAGCGAGGAGCUACGCAGUCCAGGUGUUUUUGGCACCGUGGGCCGUCGCGUGGCCCGUGGCUCCGUCUCCGACUGCAGCGACGGAACCUCCGUCAACUCCGAGAUUGAGGAAGGCAACGGCGGCGGCCUUGGCGAGGAGCGGGCUUCUGAAAGAGCUGCUGAGAGAGCAGGGGGAUUCCGUGGUGCCAUCCACCCGCGCCUGUCCCACGAGGCCAUGUUCAGAAUGUAUGGCGGAGCCGGGGGUCAUCGGGCUCACCGUGGGCCAGAGGUCUCGGGGCACCGGGUUCAUCCGGAGCCGCUAUCGCCGUUCCCCGCGUCGCCUUUGGCCACACCUGGUGGCUCAGCAGCCCUGCUGGCUCCGCCCCCUCUCUCUCCUGCCCUGUCCAUGACCCCCGGCGGGUCGCACCUGCCCUACACUCCCUCACCCACUCUCUCCCCUAUGCCAGGCUCUAUCUUCUCCUUUAACCCCGAAGACAUGCAGCGCUACCUGCAGGCGCACACGCAGAGCGUCUACAACUACCACCUCAGCCCUCGCGCCUUUUUCCACUACCCCAACAUCAUCGUGCCACAGCCGCAGAGGCCGGACAAGGCCAUUCCCGGAGCUGACAGGGGCGCAAUCACCACCCAAUUACCAUCCGGCCUGUCGGGCCCGCCCCCAGGUCACACCCACCCCCACCCAGCGGCCGCCGCCCACCCUCUAGCCCCUUCCGACGAGCCGCAUCACUCUUCAUCCUUCAAGUUCAAGCUGCAGCCGCCGCCACUUGGUCGGAAACAGCUACGAGAGGCUCAGGGACGGCAGGGCUCGCUCUCCUCCAGCUCCACCUCAGGCCUCGGCUCCUCGCUCUCCUUCGGCAGCGACCUGAGUUCGGCUAGCGGCUCUGGGCUCGUCUCCAACUCUUCCUCCAGCGGCUCGCUUAACAGCGCCGGCCUGCCCAAGAUCAAGGUGGAGCCCAUCUCCGACAUCGAGUCGGAGGAGGAGGUGGAGGUGACCGACAUCAGCGACGAGGAAGCGGACGAACGAUAUGAAGAGUUCGGCUUGUUCUCCGGCCACCGUCGCCAUCAUCAUCAUCAUCACCCGCACGCCUUCAAGCGCCAGUCCAACGGGACGGCCGCCCCGCCCCUGCACUAUGACGACCUGGAGGAGGACGUCUUCAAAGCCCCGGCUCCGCCCCCGCUCUUCUUCGGCCCUGCCUCUUCUUCCCGAGGUGGCCCUGUGGUGAAGAGCGAGCCGGACACGCCCCCGCCGUCGACCGGCCACAGCCACACACCCACCCCUUCGCACUGCAUCCCCUUGAAGCUGAGGUUCAAGCGGCGCUGGGACCAGGAGCAGCACACGGAGGAGGCGGAGGACAAGAAGGUGAGAGGGGAGGAGAGGAACGGGGAGAGGGAGGAGAGGGAGGAGAGCGGCAGCGGAGAGGGUGAAAACUCCCCCCCGCACAGUCAUCGCAAGGUGAGCGCCGACCUGCACCGCGCCACGGCCCAGCUCUCUCUGGAGAACAAAGACUGCUGAUGCACACCCGCGCGAAAGGGGCUCCCUGUUCAGAAUGACUGCUGACACAGAAGUCUCGGAAAAAGUCUUAGGCCAGUCAAGAAGACGGUUUAAAGCUAUUUAUCUGGGCAGGAAAACACUGUAUAGCGUUGGAAUGAAUACAAGCAAACGUGAUGCACUGCUACCCUGAUAGUCAUAAACCAUGUCGGCGUGUCUGAUUUUUCUCCCCGUUUUAAGACAUUUCAUCUGGAGAAAUCCUCGUUCUGUUACUGGCAGAGAAGCGAGUUUUAAGACAUAAUGCGGAUUUUUUGUGUACUUUUAACAACAAUCUGUCAACAGAAUGAGACUUUUUUUUUUUUUGCUUGAUGAAAUGACUUCAUGAAAGUUUUAGUGUUAAAUAAUCCGUUUACAAUCCCCUUAUAUACAUAUUAUACAUUAUUAUUACAUACAUAUUAUAUACAUCAUAUUACUAAAUAUACUAAAUAUAUAGACUAGAUUAAAACAACCACUUGCCAAGAUAUCAGUUUCAAGUCCCUUUUCAGGAAAGUUAUUAGCAUCUUGUGAGAUGGUUAGAAGAAAAGAAAAAAACCGUAUAAAUAAAUAUCACUGUUGUCGGAAGAAAAUCUCCAAAUUCUUUUUUUUUUGACGUUUUUCAGUUUUUGACAUAAUUUGAAAA